This is a messenger RNA of Selaginella moellendorffii, 1642 nucleotides long. RefSeq names its product transcription factor EAT1. Lineage: Eukaryota; Viridiplantae; Streptophyta; Lycopodiopsida; Selaginellales; Selaginellaceae. Gene Ontology annotation, biological process: anther wall tapetum development; regulation of DNA-templated transcription. Gene Ontology annotation, molecular function: protein dimerization activity. The record is from RefSeq and is a predicted model, not a curated record. The transcript is spliced from 4 exons. The coding region runs from base 121 to 1611 and encodes 496 amino acids.
GGGAGGUGUUCAUACCAGCGAACCAGGAGCGGAGGUGACAACGUUCUUGUCCGCUACUUUGUCGUCGUCAAGAUGAACUAGGCAGCAGAGAAAACAUCAGAAACAAGGCGAAGGAUCAUAAUGCAGCAUUUUGGGGCUACCACGCUUUACGAGGAUCACAACUACUUUGCUCGCUCCUCGGAGAGUUUCACGCUGGAGGGGGGCCUGGAUUCGGACAAUGGCACCGGUUUGCUGGAUCUCACAGACACGCUCGAGAAGCAACUCGAGGCCUCGAAUCUGGCGCUGGGAGAAAUCCACAGCGACGCUCCGCAACUUAGCUCGGAGCUGCACGUCCCUUCGGUGGAAUUCGAAUUGGAUGACAAUGGCCAGCUUCUCCACGACAUGUUGCAGCAGCAGCAGCCAGCAAACAGCCAGCAGCAGUCCUCCACCACCACCGCUGCCUCCUCCACCGCCACCGCCACCACCUGGGAAGAAAACGUCCAUGUCCUCCAGGAGAUGCUUAUGCAGCAGCAGCACAUCCAAGUCCAGCAGCAAAACUUCUUCGGCAACUCCACUCCACCAAAGUUCCGGAGAGAGUCGGAGCUCCUGAGCCUCCUCCAGCUUCCACGCUGUGCCUCAUCGUCGCUGCCGGGAGGAACCAUCUCCGGGCCAUUCAACUCCGUCAGCUCCAAGAAGCUGAGCCAUCCAGGAGCCUUGUCGUCCUUCACCACCGCAGCAGAGAUUGGCGACUCUUCUCAUGUCCACGGCCAGCAAUUGCUUCCACAGCCUUCCUUCAGGCAUUUGCUUCACACCUUGCCUCAUGCUUCCGACCACCACCUGAGCUCAAAGUCCGGUAUAAUGCGUCCUCCCGGCUUGCUCGACUUGGAAGACCGGGAUACCAGCGGCGGCCACGAAGAGGGCCGCCUCUUCCCGAGCCUGUUCGAGAAGAGGGACUUCACUUUCGGCAAAGGAGCCGAGAACCGAGGCAUCAAUCACUUCGCGACGGAGCGGCAGCGGCGUGAGUAUCUCAACGAGAAGUAUCAGACAUUGAGAUCCUUGGUCCCCAACCCCUCAAAGGCUGAUAGAGCUUCCAUCGUCGCGGACGCCAUCGAGUAUGUCAAGGAGCUCAAGAGAACCGUCCAGGAGUUGCAGCUGCUAGUCGAGGAGAAGCGGCGUGGAUCCAACAAGAGGCGCUGCAAGGCGUCGCCGGACAAUCCUUCCGAGGGUGGUGGUGCCACGGACAUGGAGAGCAGCUCCGCAAUCCAGCCGGGAGGGACGCGAGUGUCCAAGGAGACAACUUUCCUGGGCGAUGGCUCGCAGCUCCGGAGCUCCUGGCUGCAAAGAACGUCACAGAUGGGAACGCAAAUCGACGUCAGGAUCGUGGACGACGAAGUAAACAUCAAGCUCACCCAGCGGAGGCGGCGGAACUACGUGCUCCUGGCGGUGCUGAGGAGCUUGAACGAGCUCCACCUCGAUUUGCUCCAUGCCAAUGGAGCCAGCAUUGGCGAGCACCACAUUUUCAUGUUCAACACCAAGAUAAUGGAAGGAACAUCUACCUUUGCGGGUCAAGUGGCAACGAAGCUGAUAGAUGCGGUGGACCGGCACAUAACCCUAGCCUCAUCGGGCCUCUAGCUCCCAAAAUUUUCCAGGUUUGAUCGAAUCG